Mycena indigotica is the source of this 687-nucleotide messenger RNA. RefSeq names its product Ribulose-phosphate 3-epimerase. The record is from RefSeq and is a predicted model, not a curated record. The transcript has 5 exons. Gene Ontology annotation, cellular component: cytosol. The coding region runs from base 1 to 687 and encodes 228 amino acids. Gene Ontology annotation, biological process: pentose-phosphate shunt; pentose-phosphate shunt, non-oxidative branch; carbohydrate metabolic process. Gene Ontology annotation, molecular function: D-ribulose-phosphate 3-epimerase activity; metal ion binding. NCBI's taxonomy places the organism in Eukaryota, Fungi, Basidiomycota, Agaricomycetes, Agaricales, Mycenaceae.
AUGCCUCCUGCAAUUAUCUCCCCGUCGCAACUUUCUCCAAGCGUUCUCGCCUCAGACUUUGGGCAACUAACUGCUGAAUGCAAGCGUAUGAUCGAUGGUGGUGCGACAUAUCUUCAUAUGGAUGUCAUGGAUGGCCACUUUGUCGACAACAUAACCAUGGGUCCCCCGGUGCUAGCCAGUGUUAGCAAGGCGAUACCUGGCAUCUUCAUGGACUGCCACAUGAUGGUGGCCAAGCCAGAGAAGUGGGUCAACGCAGUCGCCGAUGCCGGCGGGUCACUCUACUGUUUCCAUAUCGAGGCAACGGACGACCCCCUCCCCAUUAUCGCGUCGAUUCAUGCCAGAAAUAUGAAAGCCGGCGUAGCAAUUUCCCCCGAUACCCCAUCCACCGCAAUAACCGACGAGAUUGGUCAUGCUGCCGACAUGCUUCUUGUUAUGACUGUCUAUCCCGGUCGCGGUGGCCAAAAAUUUCUCGAUCGCUGCGUACCCAAAGUCGCUGAACUUCGCGCCCGAUUCCCUGAAAAAGACAUUGAAGUUGAUGGCGGUGUUGGGCCGAGCACAGUUCAUGCCUGUGCCCACGCUGGAAGCAAUGUCAUCGUGGCAGGAACCGCCAUCUUCAACGCUGCUGACCCCAAUCAAGUCAUAGCUCAGCUUACAGCCACCGUGAAUGAAGCCCAGAGGCAGUCAUAA